GCUCACUGCUCAGUUGCAUGUUCUGUUUUUGUUGAAUUUAUUGAAACCUCAGUAAAAAGUCGGUAUUUCAGCUUUAUAGCCUUGUUUUUUUAUUAGUAAAUUUUCUUGUUUAAUUUCAGGGUGUUGAAGUGUGAGUUUGUCCGUUUUGAAGUUGAAACAUAACCAAGCUCUAGAUUGCUAUUGCUAUAGGCCUACUACUUUAUAUCACCCAAUAAUAAUAACUAAAUGUUUAUAAAAUAGUGAAUAAUGUAUUAAUUUUGUGAUAGCGUGUAAACAAUCUUCAAAAUUUUUGACUAUUAAAUAUGGAAGGCCACGAAGAACCAACAACGCAGCCUAUUUCUGAAGCAUGUCGAUCGCAGGAGACUGAUGAUGAAUCUGUCAAUGAAGUGUGGGGAAAGCUGUAUCCGUUAUCAUAUCGAUUACAAGAAACAGAGUUAACACUUCCUUCGUAUAAGGUUGGCCGUGGCAUGGAAUGUGACAUCCGCCUGACAAGUGAAUGUAUUGACACUUCAGUUUUGAAUCUGAUCAGCAAAGUUCAGUUCGAAGUCAAAUUGACCAAAGAUGAUUCUGGAAUUGAGGUGUUUUGCUUGAAAGACCUCAGUUCCAACGGAACUUUUGUGAACAAGAAAAAAAUUGGUAGAAAUAAUACAGUGUUUCUCAAGACUAGUGAUGAAAUAUCACUAUCUCAACCUCAAAAUAAAGCUUAUCUUUUUGUUGAUGCACGCUUAUGUAACAGUUGGCUACCAGCCUCAGAAAAGCAUCGAUAUGAUAUAUUGAAUGAUCUUGGCAGCGGUUCAUUUGGUGUAGUGAAGAUGGCUGUGAAUAAGAAAACUCGUUGUCGAUAUGCCAUAAAAAAGUUACUCCGUAAUAAGUAUAUUGGCGAAAAUGAGAAAAAAAUGAAUGAGAUGCGCAUCGCGAAUGAGAUCAAAAUUAUUAGUAGUCUCGAUCAUGCGUUCAUUGUGAAACUGAAAGAAGUAUUCGAGAACGAGGAUGCUGUUUUCAUGGUGCUGGAAUACAUGCCAGGUGGUGACCUGAAGCAUAAGCUGUGCCAGGAGAAGAGGCUUAGAGAUAAUGACUGCAAAAUUAUUUUCUACCAACUUUUUUUAGGCGUGCAGUACCUUCACAAGCAAGGUGUAACCCAUAGAGAUUUGAAGCCAGAAAACAUCCUCUUGUCGACGGAAAACGGAAUUCUGAAAGUGAAAAUUUCUGAUUUCGGUCUGUCCAAGUUGAUUCAUGCGGGAACUGCAUUGAAAUCGCAUUGUGGCACAUUGCAGUAUACAGCGCCCGAAGUAAUCAUGUCAAGAGGCAGAGAAAGUUACACGCCAAAAGUUGACAUUUGGAGUCUGGGCUGUAUACUAUAUUUGUGUCUUAGUGGAAAAACGCCGUUCAACGGGAGGGCAAAUAUGCGAAUCGAGGAGCAGAUAGUGAGAGGAUACUACAAGAAGCUGACCGUUGUCAAUAACCUGAAUCACGUGAAUACAGCCACCGAUGCUGUCAAUCUCGUUGAGAAAAUGCUUGUUGUUGAGUCCGAGCAACGAUUUUCUAUCGAUGAAGUUCUCAGUCAUGUUUGGUCACAGGACAAGCAAAUUGAGGCAACAGUAAAAAAACUUCUGGAUGGAUAUGGAAAAGAAGACCAAGAGAAUGUUUCGCCUGAAUUUCAGCCACCAAAAAAGAUGAGGAUGAUUGAGGAGCGAUAAUAUAGUAUACUAUUUUCUAGUUUACAAAGAUCGACAUGAUUUUUCUUCAUUUAGUCUAUCCAUACGGGUGUUAAUAAUUCAUCGUUCAACUGAUACGAAUAUUGUUCAUAUUGAACAAAAUGAUUAUCGACAGGUUUUUUGCCUGAUUAUUUCCGGUUCGAUUGUGUUUAAAAGUUUGGUUACUAUUAGAAAACUAGGGGCGACUGAUUAUACAUUACUUCACCAACUAGGCAUUAAUGAGAUAUGAAUCCUGAGUAAUGGUUGCAUGAAUUAUGACUCAAAAGCCACUUUCCUCGUAUGUGUACUUAAUGAUAAUAAUUGUUAUUGCUGGCUGAUUUACAAUGUUCAUGCAAUAUGCAAUGCCCCCCCCCCCCCCCCCCGAUGUAACACGAUAUUGGCAUUAUCGUUCUCACACUUACAAUUGUCGGCCGACACUGAGAAUUGUCCUCUGAUUGGCUGACAAUCAGCUGUUGGUAAUACUUAGCCAAUCAGAAGAAAUUUCUCAGUAAGUGUCGGUAAGUGUAAAAACGGCCAUUAUCUUGAAUCUCUUGAACGACCAUUAUCUCAAAAAACUUGAAAUUUCAAUUCCAUAUUAAAGUUGAUUUCAGAUAUUUCUCUCUGAUUGUCCUAUCAUAGUUGCCUGAAACUAUUGUUUCUAAAAGCUGUUACUUAUCUUCAACGUACGUUCAUUUAGCUUAGUCUUAAUGCCCUGGUGAAUAUUCUUGUAAAAGGCAAGUUGAACGUAAAUUAACUCUUUCUGAUGACUUAUCGUACAAUCGUUGAUACUUAUAUAUACAGUUUCAAGAAGCAUGAUAAUUCAAAUUUUGAUUGUAGGUCAGUAAAAUAUCCCAAUUCUUAUGAAUACCAUAGCCUACUAAAGUUAUUAAAUUACGAUAUUUAUGCUGCAAUAUACCAUUCUUAUAACUUCAUGCACUAAUCUUUCUUUGAAACAUGAUAUAGUCAUACUCCUAUUAUCAUUUGUUAUCAAGCUUAACAAAGAAUUGUUGAAUAAUAUAGGACUAAUCACCUUUAUUUCAUUAAUGUUAUGCCCUUUCAUCAAGUAACUAACAAACAAUUAAUAUUGACUGUUGAAAAAGGCUUGUUUUUAUCCUAAUAAAAUUGAAGUUUGGAUCGACCAAAUUUGCUUAGAAUCAAUAAGUAUUAUCUUAUGAAGUGGUAUAGUAUUAAAAUAUAAAAAGAUCGAUUUGAGUUUAUAAUCUUAUUUAUAAAAAAACAGAUUGAAAUUGCAUUGAAUUCUCAUCAAGAUAAAUGCAUCAUUCCAUUAUUAUUGAUCAAUAAUUUUAUUGGCUAGUUUGAUUAUUGACAAUUAAUUUAUUUAAAAUAAUCUAAGUUUAUCCUUUGUAUGAUCAACACUUUUACUAUUUAUUAAUGAAAACAGCAAAUUAUUUUCGGUAUAGAUUAAGUUACAUGUUAAUGUGAGUAAAUGUUUCGUUCUAUUUUACUUGUUUGAAAAAUGGUUUCUUAUGAAUUAUUAUUGUUUUCCAUUGAUAGCAAGGUAUUGCUUGCAUGUUUAAUGCCUAUGUUGCAGGAGGUAAUAUACAAACCUCCAAGAAAAUGUUCUUUUGACACCCAACAUCAGUAGCUUGUAAUGUACCUUGGUCACUAUUUAUCAUUACAUCGUGACAUUUGAAAAUGUUUAAUAAUCAAUAUUUUUUUCAACGAAUGCCUUAUUAAGUGCCUCAUCUAUUAUGUGAUAUGACAAAUCUGUUUUGGAAUUAAUCUUUGUGAAUAAUUAAUCACUGCCUUACUUGAGUUUUAUGUUGUUGCGUCGGUAAUAUUAGAGUUUUUUUAGCACAGCUUCAAGUGGUUUAUAUGUACCCUCUUCAAUAGACUAAGUAUCAUUGUUUUACUGUAUAAUUUUUUGUUACUUUUCUUUGUUUCCAACUAUUUUUCAUGUUUAUAAUUUUGUAUUUUUUAUAGAAAAAUAAAAUAAUGUUACCAGAUUGUUGAAUGCA
This is a messenger RNA of Nilaparvata lugens (brown planthopper), 3673 nucleotides long. Its product is annotated as ovarian-specific serine/threonine-protein kinase Lok. The transcript is spliced from 8 exons. Lineage: Eukaryota; Metazoa; Arthropoda; Insecta; Hemiptera; Delphacidae. The record is from RefSeq and is a predicted model, not a curated record. Gene Ontology annotation, biological process: protein phosphorylation; mitotic DNA damage checkpoint signaling. The coding region runs from base 303 to 1697 and encodes 464 amino acids. Gene Ontology annotation, molecular function: protein binding; protein serine/threonine kinase activity; ATP binding. Gene Ontology annotation, cellular component: cytoplasm; nucleus.